Molecule: messenger RNA, 1825 nt
Organism: Tribolium madens (black flour beetle)
Lineage: Eukaryota; Metazoa; Arthropoda; Insecta; Coleoptera; Tenebrionidae
Gene: nAChRalpha2
Product: acetylcholine receptor subunit alpha-like 2
Exons: 7
Coding region: 68-1687 (539 amino acids)
Biological process (GO): regulation of membrane potential; nervous system process; chemical synaptic transmission
Cellular component (GO): postsynaptic membrane; synapse; neuron projection
Molecular function (GO): transmembrane signaling receptor activity; acetylcholine-gated monoatomic cation-selective channel activity
Source: RefSeq, a predicted model, not a curated record
AAAUGCAGACUCUCAAAGAUCUCCCGUCCAUUUCCUCCAAAAUAAACACAACAAAAUGUGUUAAAUAAUGUGGUGGUGGCUUUUGGGCUUGUUUUUAUCGGUUUUAGUGGGUUUUAGUCACACAAAUCCCGACGCAAAACGCCUCUACGAUGACCUCUUGAGCAAUUAUAACCGAUUAAUAAGACCAGUUAGUAAUAACACUGAUACGGUCCUGGUCAAAUUGGGAUUAAGACUAUCACAACUCAUUGAAUUGAACCUGAAAGACCAAAUCCUGACCACAAACGUGUGGCUCGAGCACGAAUGGCAAGACCAUAAGUUUGUCUGGGACCCUGACGAGUAUGGAGGUGUCACAGAACUGUAUGUUCCAUCGGAACAUAUCUGGUUGCCAGAUAUUGUUCUCUACAACAACGCUGAUGGGGAAUAUGUGGUCACUACAAUGACCAAAGCUGUGUUGAGACACACAGGGAAGGUUUUAUGGACACCACCGGCGAUUUUUAAGUCCUCGUGUGAGAUUGAUGUGCGGUAUUUCCCCUUUGACCAACAGACGUGUUUUAUGAAGUUUGGGUCGUGGACCUACGAUGGGAAUCAGAUCGACCUCAAACACAUCAACCAAAAAGUGGGCGAAGACAAGGUCGAGGUGGGCAUCGACUUGCGCGAGUACUACCCCAGCGUCGAAUGGGACAUUCUGGGAGUCCCCGCUGAACGUCACGAGAAAUACUACCCUUGUUGUGCUGAGCCAUACCCAGAUAUCUUCUUCAACAUAACACUCCGUCGAAAAACACUCUUCUACACCGUCAAUCUCAUCGUCCCUUGUGUAGGAAUCUCCUAUUUAUCCGUUUUGGUGUUUUAUUUACCCGCCGAUUCUGGCGAAAAAAUCGCCCUUUGUAUCAACAUCCUCCUCUCCCAAACCAUGUUUUUCCUCCUCAUCUCCGAAAUCAUCCCUUCGACGUCCCUCGCACUCCCACUCCUGGGCAAAUACAUCUUGUUUACCAUGGUCCUGGUCGCGUUAUCGGUCGUCAUCACCAUCAUCAUCCUCAAUGUCCAUUACCGCAAACCCAGCACCCAUAAAAUGGCCCCAUGGGUGCGCAGUUUUUUCAUCAAGAGUGUCCCGAAAUUGCUGUUAAUGCGCGUCCCCAAAGACCUCCUAACUGAAUUAGCCGCCAAUAAAAUCUCCACUUGUCGAAUGGUUAUGAAAAAAAGAGAAUUGGAGUCAAUGCCUUCGGGUGGUUCCUCGUCGACGAGCUCGUCGAGCUCGUCCAGGAACCGCGCAAGUGGUUGCAAUGGUUUGCAUUCGAGUUCGACCACCAACCGACUCCGGGGGUUCACCGGAGCGUUGGGGAGUCGGUUAGGUUAUAACGGGUUGCCGUCGGUGUUUUCCGGGCUGGAUGAGAGCGACUCCGGGACGAGGAAAAAGUAUCCGUUUGAGUUGGAAAAGGCGAUACAUAAUGUCAUGUUUAUUCAACAUCAUAUCCAGAGACAGGACCAGUUUAAUGCGGAAGAUCAAGAUUGGGGCUUCGUGGCCAUGGUCCUGGACCGUCUCUUCCUCUGGAUCUUCAUCAUCGCCUCAAUCGCGGGCACUUUCGCAAUUCUAUGUGAAGCCCCCGCGUUGUACGACGACACGAAACCCAUCGACAUGGAACUAUCGUCAGUAGCCCAACAACAAUUUCUACCUGAAUUAGACUUCUAACGCAAUAAGUUCGAAUCACACACGUCAAUAUACUACAUUGUAUCGUUAGUUGUAUUAAAAUAUAAUAAUAAGAGGAAAUUACACCUGAAAUUGUGACUAAGCGUUUUUCGUGUCAUUGAAGCGAAUAAAUUUAACCGA